Symbiodinium pilosum is the source of this 147-nucleotide messenger RNA. NCBI's taxonomy places the organism in Eukaryota, Dinophyceae, Suessiales, Symbiodiniaceae. The record is from the annotation of a GenBank genome assembly.
AUGGUUUAUCGCUCUGCUCUUGGGCGUGCUCACCGCAAUAACAGGAAGCGGCAUUGCCAUUUUCUCCGAUUUUCUCGGGGACGCCCGCUUUGGCUUCUGUCGCGGCAUCCUACUUGCGGAUCGGAACCGCUGUUGCGGAGGCUCUGA